Molecule: messenger RNA, 3376 nt
Organism: Durusdinium trenchii
Lineage: Eukaryota; Dinophyceae; Suessiales; Symbiodiniaceae
Source: the annotation of a GenBank genome assembly
UGGCAUUCUUGUUGACUUCCCAAGCCCACCCGAAACACUGUCCCGCCAUGGCCAAAGCGAUGCCCCCAAAGCUGGUCGUGGCGGCGCGUGCCGCCCUGCUGGGCCUAUGCAGCCUGCUGAGCCUUUGCAGCCUGUGGCGCUCCGGUGAAGAUGAGCUCGACGCGCGGAGCCGCGCGCGGCGGCUUGGCGCUUCGCCGUUCCACUGGGCGCGGCAGGGCUGGGAGGCCUUGGCGGCGACGAAGCUCUUGCCGGGGCCUUGUGUGGUUCAGGAGGUGCAGGGCACCGUGCAGGAGCUGAUCUGGAGCAGCGAGGACUUGGUGCGAUCGCACUGGAUUCUUCUGGUCCUGGGAGUGCUGGGAGCUUUGGUGGGAGCUGCGGCCUUCAUCCUCAAAGAGUACCUUGCCAGGAAUGCCACUGCUGUGUACACGUCCUUGUUGCAGAUGGAGGGUGAGGGUGAUGAGGGCACUUUGAUGGCAAAAGGUGAGGUGGUUUUGAUGGUUGGAUUUUGGGUCGCAGACAUGUUGUCCGAUGUCUAUGUCACGUACUCCUACUUCAAGAGUGGCCUGUAUGUGUUCGGCAGCCUUCUCAUCACUAUUUGGCUGGGAAGCGGAUGCAUCGCGUUCUUGCACCGUCGUCUCAGCUGGCAACGGUGCGAUUCUGGCAUAAAGGCUGACCUCUAUUUUUCGAACUUGAAUGAACAGGGUGAACCGCUGCCCACUUGGACAACGUUGAUGCUUUACCUCCUACAAGUCGAGCCCAUCAUCAUGGCCUACAAGUCGUGGGGAAAAGCACUGAGCAAGAAUCUCCAAGAGGAGAAGAUCCUGUCCUCGCUUUGUGAGGGUGCUCCCUCAAGUUUACUGCAGAUCUACGCCUUGAUGGUGAGCCAGCCCAGCGGAAAUCCAUACUUGUUGGCAGGUUCCAUAGCUUUGUCAAUUUUCACUGUGGCCAAGGGCCUCAACAAGGCCUAUGAACUCUGCAUGCCUGAAGGUCGCAAGGUGGAAAAGGCCCUUCUUCCACAACCCGCCCUGCUUUUGUUCCGCAUGUGCGAUGGCUUUGCCCGGCUCGGGCUCUGGGCCUUGCUGGGCUUUUCUUUGCGGCCCUCUGGUGCGGCAAAACAGGGGAUCCAGCAGCCAUUCCUGCCCCUCAUUAUGCUCGCAGAGCUUUUGAUCGUCGUGCUGCUUUUCAAGUCUAAAUCCUUUGGACUUGACCUCAAGUGGUCCGCCCUGUGGGCGAAGAACUACUUUGUUGGCAUCAUAGCAUGCUUCCUGAGCACCUUUUGGUGCUUCUUCAACAGGCAGUUGACUGCACAAAGGCGCUUCUUUCGAAGCCUGCUAGCCUUCCGCACAUGCGAAGCCGUUGGCAUCAUCGUUCUUGCCAUUCGCAGCUUCUCUUCACCGCCUGGAGAUGAAUGUGCCCUGUCAGAGAAUCCGUCCAUUACCAUUAUCGGGCUCAUGGCUUCCAUGUGCUACCUAUUCAGCCUUCUCCUUGCCAUUUGCGAUGAUGCUGCACUAUCCUGCUGCUGCGUGCCCAUUUUUCCUAUGGUCAGUGGCUGGCAAGGCGGCCGGUUGGAGACAGCAGCACGCCUGGGCUUUGCAGCCCACGUUGACCACCUGUUUGAGCAGUCUGAGCCCGCGGAACGAGCUGCGGCGCUGUGCCAGGCGGCCGAGGCAGGCCAUGUGUCAGUGGUGCACACCUUGCUCCGCAAGAGCACUUCCGCUUCUGCAAUCUGGGAAGGCACCUCGGCCAUGCAUUGCGCCGCCAAAGCAGGUCAGCUCGAGGUCAUGAAGCUGCUGAAAGACAAGGGUGGCGAUUUGAAGGCGACAGAUGGGAAUGGAGCCACGCCAGCCUUCAUUGCUGCGGAAAAUGGCCAGGCGCAAGCUUUGAGUUUCCUGCAGACUUCUGACUGCGACCUGGAGAAGGCCAACAAGUUUGGACAAACUCCGGCAUGGAUUGCCGCAUCGAAUGGACACCUGGAGGUGCUGAAGUUGUUGAAGGGUUGCAAUUGCAACCUCAAAGCCAGAGAUUCAGGUGGAAGAGGAAGGACUCCAGCUGACGCUGCGGCCGAGCACGGCCAUGUGGACGUUUUGCAGCUUCUCCACGCCGCCGGCUGCGACCUCGCGGCGGCGAGCAAGUAUGCCGCCCAGGAAGGGCACGUUGAGGUGCUCCGCUUCCUGCAGAGCUUGGCGGUGGACCUGGACAUGGUCGACGCCAAAGGAGUGGCCCCGUGUCACGCCGCUGCGGCGACCGGCCAACUGGAGGCCCUGCGGUUCCUGCACGCUGCUGGCUGCAACAUGGAGACGGUGGAUGAGGAUGGGGUGACUCCUGCCCAUUUUGCUGCCAGAGUUGGGCAUGUGGAGACCCUCAGGUUUCUCCACAGUGUGGGAUGCAACUUGGAGACGGUGAACAAGCAUGGGGAUACUUCUGUCCAUGUGGCUGCCAAAGAGGGGCAUGUGGAGAGCCUCAAGUUCCUCCACAGUGUGGGAUGUACCUUCAAGGUCACCGUCCUCCAUGCAGCGAUUGAGAGGAAUCAGCUUGCUGCGGUACAGUUUUUGAUUGGCAUCGUGGAUGUGAACAUGCCGGGCUUGGGUGGAGCCUACGCCCUGGACAUCGCCAAAGCCAAUCACUCCAGCAGUGCCCUGACCGCAGUUCUGGAGAAGGCGGGUGCCAUUGGUGGACCUCAGCCACAACUGGUCGGACUCACCGCUCUGAAGCCGCGGCAGCCACCAUCAACUGGUCUAACCUGGUUCACCUGUGGUUUGCCCGAGCUUGCCCAGAGCGGCGGGAAGUUCUACUACGAGAUCCAGUUCCUCAGCGAUUUCAAGUGUCCUCAAGUUGGCUGGGCGAGCGCCCAGUUCCAGCCAGGCGAAGCCGGUGAUAUCGGAGUAGGAGAUGAUGCGCACAGCUGGGCCUUUGACGGCCAGAGAUGUCUUUGGUGGAAUGAUAGGGAGAAGAAGGCCUUGGAGAUUUCCAGAUGGAGCAGGGAGGACAUCAUUGGCUUGGCCGUGGAUUUGGACAACCACGAGAUGCAGCUGCGCACGAAGCACGGAACAGAAGCCACCAUGCCUUUCCAUCCUGACGGGCCCGUGUACCCAGCAGUAUCGGUCAUAGGCCUGUUUCAAAUGCGCUUGGCCAAAGAGAGCUGGAAGCUACAAGCCCCUGCCGGUUACAACGAGUGGAGCCGUGGAGAUUUCGCAUGGACCAACCAAGUUGUCCUCCCGACUUUGCUAGGAAGCCUAAGAAGCAAGGCUGAUGCAAAGACUUCGCCUCUCUCUUAGUUAAGUUAAAUAGCUAAUUGGCGCAGCUGCGGCCAAACAGUGUCCAGUGUCAAACUGCUGCUGAGGUGCAGUGCCUCUGCCGUUAUGCCAUGGAAUUGAAC